Ictalurus furcatus (blue catfish) is the source of this 3074-nucleotide messenger RNA. RefSeq lists its product as uncharacterized. NCBI's taxonomy places the organism in Eukaryota, Metazoa, Chordata, Actinopteri, Siluriformes, Ictaluridae. Bases 641 to 2719 code for a protein of 692 amino acids. Gene Ontology annotation, biological process: visual perception. The record is from RefSeq and is a predicted model, not a curated record. The transcript is spliced from 21 exons.
AACACCUCUUCAACAAACACCACUUCAACAAACACUUCAACAAACACCACUUCAACAAACACGUCUACAAACACUUCUCUACCAGCUGCAACAUUCAACUUGGUCUUUAGCAUCAAUGAAACCUUUGUACCAGCACUGGCCAAUACCAGCUCUCCAGAGUUUACAACAAAAGCUCAAAGUAUCCGUAAUCAGCUUGAACCAAUUUACAGACAGCGCUUCACUAACUUCCUCCGGAUGGUAAUUAAUGGUUUCAGGAAUGGUUCGAUUGUGACAAAUUCAACUCUUGAAUUUAGUGCCAAUGGCACCAUCCCAACUAACUCCACAGUAAAAGAUGCCCUUGUUAAUGCGACUAGCACCAACUCAAGCUUGAACAUUAUUCCAAAUUCUAUAAAUGUCACCGAAGUUCCUGUGACAAACACCUCUUCAACAGACACUUCAACAAACACUUCAACAAACACGUCUACAAACACUUCUCUACCAGCUGCAACAUUCAACUUGGUCUUUAGCAUCAAUGAAACCUUUGUACCAGCACUGGCCAAUACCAGCUCUCCAGAGUUUACAACAAAAGCUCAAAGUAUCCGUAAUCAGCUUGAACCAAUUUACAGACAGCGCUUCACUAACUUCCUCCGGAUGGUAAUUAAUGGUUUCAGACACUUCAACAAACACGUCUACAAACACUUCUGUACCAGCUGCAGCAUUCAACUUGGUCUUUAGCAUCAAUGAAACCUUUUAUCCAGCACUGGCCAAUACCAGCUCUCCAGAGUUUACAGCAAAAGCUCAAAGUAUCCGUAAUCAGCUUGAACCAAUUUACAGACAGCGCUUCACUAACUUCCUCCGGAUGGUAAUUAAUGGUUUCAGGAAUGGUUCGAUUGUGACAAAUUCAACUCUUGAAUUUACUGCCAAUGGCACCAUCCCAACUAACUCCACAGUAAAAGACGCCCUUGUUAAUGCGACUAGCACCAACUCAAGCUUGAACAUUAUUCCAAAUUCUAUAAAUGUCACCGAAGUUCCUGUGACAAACACCUCUUCAACAGACACUUCAACAAACACUUCAACAAACACGUCUACAAACACUUCUCUACCAGCUGCAACAUUCAACUUGGUCUUUAGCAUCAAUGAAACCUUUGUACCAGCACUGGCCAAUACCAGCUCUCCAGAGUUUACAACAAAAGCUCAAAGUAUCCGUAAUCAGCUUGAACCAAUUUACAGACAGCGCUUCACUAACUUCCUCCGGAUGGUAAUUAAUGGUUUCAGGAAUGGUUCGAUUGUGACAAAUUCCACUCUUGAAUUUACUGCCAAUGGCACCAUCCCAACUAACUCCACAGUAAAAGACGUCCUUGUUAAUGCGACUAGCACCAACUCAAGCUUGAACAUUAUUCCAAAUUCUAUAAAUGUCACCCAGGUUACUGUGACAAACACCUCUUCAACAGACACUUCAACAAACACGUCUACAAACACUUCUGUACCAGCUGCAGCAUUCAACUUGGUCUUUAGCAUCAAUGAAACCUUUUAUCCAGCACUGGCCAAUACCAGCUCUCCAGAGUUUACAGCAAAAGCUCAAAGUAUCCGUAAUCAGCUUGAACCAAUUUACAGACAGCGCUUCACUAACUUCCUCCGGAUGGUAAUUAAUGGUUUCAGGAAUGGUUCGAUUGUGACAAAUUCAACUCUUGAAUUUAGUGCCAAUGGCACCAUCCCAACUAACUCCACAGUAAAAGACGUCCUUGUUAAUGCGACUAGCACCAACUCAAGCUUGAACAUUAUUCCAAAUUCUAUAAAUGUCACCGAAGUUCCUGUGACAAACACCUCUUCAACAGACACUUCAACAAACACUUCAACAAACACGUCUACAAACACUUCUGUACCAGCUGCAGCAUUCAACUUGGUCUUUAGCAUCAAUGAAACCUUUGUACCAGCACUGGCCAAUACCAGCUCUCCAGAGUUUACAGCAAAAGCUCAAAGUAUCCGUAAUCAGAUUGAACCAGUUUACAGAAAAAUCUUUAACAACUUCAUCCGGAUGGUAAUUAAUAGUUUUAGGAAUGGUUCGAUUGUGACAGAUUCCACUCUUGAAUUUAGUGCCAAUGGCACCAUCCCAACUAACUCCACAGUAAAAGACGCCCUUGUUAAUGCGACUAGCACCAACUCAAGCUUGAACAUUAUUCCAAGUUCUAUAAAUGUCACCCAGGUUCCUGUGACAAACACCACUUCAACAAACACUUCAACAAACAUCACUUCAACAAACACUACAAACACUCCUGCAGUAGCUGCAGUAUUCAACUUGGUCUUUAGCAUCAAUGAAACCUUUUAUCCAGCACUGGCCAAUACCAGCUCUCCAAAUUUUACAGCAAAAGCUCAAAGUAUCCGUAAUCAGAUUGAACCAGUUUACAGAACAAUCUUUAGCAACUUCAUCCGGAUGGUAAUUAAUAGUUUUAGGAAUGGUUCGAUUGUGACAAAUUCCAGUCUUGAAUUUAGCUCCAAUGGAACCAUCCCAACUGUGUCUGCAGUAAAAGACGCCCUUGUUAACGCGUCUAACAGCAACGCAAGCUUGAACAUUAUUUCAAGUUCUAUAAAUGUCACCCAGACUUUUGGUAAUUCCACCAGUAAUUCCACCAGUAAUUCCACCAGUAAUUCACCAGUGAUUGCCAGUUCACUUUCCAUGAUAUGGAUGUCUCUUCUAUCACUUCUACUUUCGGUGGCAUUGCACUUCGAGCUCUACACCUGAUCGGAAAAUAUACACAAUGACCCUUAUAUAAAAUUUAUAUAAUAAUGCAUAAGAAAAAGGGAAUAUGGGGAAAAUGAUUCACUCAUAAACAUGGGUAUGUUUACAUAAGUAAUUGAAACUGGAGACUUAAUGAGGGUUCUGAUUUGCUUGAAAAUUUCUCAGCAUUCUAACAGGCCUACAAGGAUUUUAUUUCACUUUUUAAACUAUUGUGUAGUUAAUAGUAGAAUAUCUUGUUGUUCUAUACUGUAUAAUUUCUAAACACAAGUGUAUAUGCAAACCUAAAUUUAACUUCUUUAUAUCAGUGUAUAAUGAUUAUAAACAUUGUAUGAAAUAAAGCUUUCCACGAUUCAUUUAA